Molecule: messenger RNA, 2025 nt
Organism: Nymphaea colorata (pocket water lily)
Lineage: Eukaryota; Viridiplantae; Streptophyta; Magnoliopsida; Nymphaeales; Nymphaeaceae
Product: TITAN-like protein
Exons: 6
Coding region: 100-1626 (508 amino acids)
Source: RefSeq, a predicted model, not a curated record
GAGAGGUGCGGGGAGAGGGAAAAAGAAUCCCUCCGUUUGGGGGAAAAGGAAUUGCCCCGUUACGGGAGGAGGAGGAGGAGGAGGAGGAGGAGGGGGAAAAUGGGGAAGAAGGGGCAAGGAGGGCGGGAAUUCGAGUUCUGCGGCGUCUGCAGGAUGAACCACAACGACGGCCGACAGCACGUCUACUUUCCGAGGCACAAGCGCGCUCUCUCCGACCUCCUCUCCCGGUUUCUCUCCAAGUUCUCUGAAGUACGGUUCUUCCUCAGAAACCCUAGCUUCCUCCGCUGCGAUGACGCUGGAAGGAACCGAUUCUGGUGUGCCGUCUGCGAAGAAGAUGUCGACGAGGUCGAUAGCGAGUUCGCCUGUUGCAAUGCGAUCAAUCAUCUGGCCGGAUCAGAACAUUUAGUUUCGUUGAAGUCCUUCUUGUGGAAACACGGAGCGGGACAAGAUCGGGUGGAUAAAUUUAGGGUUUCGGAGGAGGAAUUUUCUAAGUGGGAAAAUCGGUGUAGGUCGAUGAAGAUGGGGCAGUCGUCGUCGAAUGCCAGCAACAUUGGCCCUUCUAACAAUAUCCACAAUGGAAUUAGUUGUUUGGAUAGGAAGAGCUAUGAGAACGAUUCAGAACAUCGCCUUGAAAUUGGCGCAACGGUGCCAUCGGGUAGUGGCAGUUUGGCUCCUCCAAACAAUAUCCUCAAUGGCGCUAAUAGUUUAGAUAUGCUUACUUUUCAAAAACCUGUGAAUCACUCUUUUGAAUCUGGUAAUCUUUGUGAUGGUGUUCUGCCUUUACAACGUUUCACGCAUGAGAGCUAUCAGAUACGUUAUCAAAUGGGUAGAGAUGGUACGGAUGGUUUUGGUAGCGCCGGCCAACAAAUGAUUGGUUUGAAGCCUUUCCUUCCUCAUAUGGCUAAGACUCUCUCCUUAGUUCAUGUUUGCAGGUUUAGUCAUCUUUAUGAAGCGUUCGUUCUAGUUAGUUAUUUAAUCAAAUUGAUGCUUGCAGCUUAUAUGAACAGUCAACGUAAUCGAGAAGGCCUGGGCUUUUCAUCUGAAAAAAUGGUUAAUAAAAUGAAUGGUGGAAAUGAUGGUGGUUUGGAAUUGUAUUCUGUAUAUGGUGUCAAACAAGGAGUUGUUGAUGGAAACAGUGACUUCAUGGCACUGGAGAAUUUGACCCGUCUUCCUUGCGUCCCUGGCGAUCAAAUGUUGAAUGUACACUCAGGUGCUCCUCCACCUUGGUUACGUACAAAUGAAGAUAUUCAGACAACUUGUAAUCCCAGAGAAACAGGUGGCAACACUACUCGAUCAAGUAAGACAGUGAGGUCCCAAAAGCGGAGGAAGCCCGAGAGGGUUGGAGCAGCAUGGGCAGAAAGAAGAAAAGCUGAGCUUGAGAAAGAAAAGAGAGGGGAGGUUGUGAACAGUCAUUUGGAAGCCGAUUGGCUUCCAAAUUUUGGAAGGGUUUGGCAAUCAGGUUCAAGGAAAGAAUCAAGAAGGGAGUUUGAGAAUGAGAGAAGAAAGGUGUUGAAAACUGAAAAUGUUUCUUCAGAUGCUCCUGUAAUGUCCUUCAAGUUACAGCCAUAUAUAAGCAAAAGAAUGCGACAAGAUGCAGAAAGUUGUGGAGUAUCCACUACUGAUUAAGACCGUGAUGGGAAGUUUCCAGAUCCUCGAAAAGUGUUAGGUUCUUUUCCUCCUUUUGGCUACGUGGAUGUCGUUUCAAGUAGACUACCAGAAUCAUCUCUAUAGCAACUUUGUCAAUCUCGUCCAUGUAAAUAUUUGUAGUAUACUCUGAUUCUUGAACCACCCAGUCCCAAGAUCAAAACCAGGAAACUGGCAGCCUUUUUUUGUUUGGGCAAAUCCUGGAAGAGGCUUUUGAAAGUUACCAUCAAACUGGAGUUGGGUAAGGGCCGGAGACAAUUUCUCGAUAAUAGUAGAUGCAGCCAUGCAGGUGUUCAUGUCUUUUGCGUCCUCACCAGCUUUCUUCCUGUUAUUUGAAUUUUGUUGCUUAACUUCAGAGCGAAUUUACAACAUUGAACAGUA